GAUUCCCACCUAAUAAGAAAAAUAUAUUAUUAUUAUUAUUUUUUUGGUUUGAGAGUAGUAAAAGGAAGUUGCAGAGAAAGUGCUCUGGUUAAUCACCAACAAGAGACUUAGAUAGAGUCACGAAGAAUAUGCUCAUUUGUGUUUAAGGGCUUAAAUCAUAGUCAUGGAUUCAGCACGAAGUUGGUUUCAGAAAUUUCAGCCUAGAUCAAAGCCUGUGCCAACAAAAAAGAAGGGUGCAGAUAAUUUAAAAGAUGCGAACAAGCCUCCUAUUGAUGAUGCACCUUCAAAUGUAACAAAACAAAAAGUUGAAGCAGCUAAGCAGUAUAUAGAGAAUCAUUACAAAUCUCAAAUGAAGUGUUUGCAAGAUAGGAAAGAGAGACGGUGGGUCUUGGAGAGGCGACUUGCCGAUGCUGAUGUUUCUGAGGAAGAGCAAAUGAAUAUUCUCAAAUAUCUAGAAAAGAAGGAGACUGAGUACAUGCGCCUUCAAAGACAUAAAAUGGGUGUUGAUGACUUUCAACUCUUGACAAUCAUUGGACGGGGAGCAUUUGGGGAGGUGAGACUUUGCAGAGAAAAAUCUACUGGCCAUGUCUAUGCCAUGAAAAAGCUCAAGAAAUCUGAGAUGCUACGGAGAGGUCAGGUGGAACAUGUCAAAGCUGAAAGAAAUCUUCUCGCCGAGGUUGAUAGUGCAUACAUUGUCAAGCUCUACUGCUCCUUUCAAGAUGAUGAAUUUUUAUAUCUUAUAAUGGAAUACCUUUCUGGGGGUGACAUGAUGACAUUAUUAAUGCGUAAAGAUACUUUGAAUGAAGAUGAAGCAAGGUUUUAUGUAGGGGAGACAGUUCUUGCCAUUGAGUCCAUUCACAAGCACAGCUACAUUCACAGGGAUAUAAAACCUGACAAUUUGCUUCUUGACCGUUACGGCCACAUGAAGCUUUCAGAUUUUGGAUUGUGUAAGCCAUUGCAUUGUAGUAGUUUUCCAAAUCUCAGUGAGCAUGAUCAAGGAGUUGGGAGGGGAAAAUCUGUAUCGAACAAUGAUAAUUAUUCUAAGAUGCCUACAACACCAAAACGAACUCAGCAAGAACAGUUAUUACACUGGCAAAAAAACAGGCGUAUGCUGGCCUACUCGACUGUUGGAACUCCUGAUUACAUUGCCCCAGAAGUACUACUAAAGAGAGGAUAUGGGAUGGAGUGCGACUGGUGGUCUCUUGGAGCAAUCAUGUAUGAGAUGCUUGUAGGAUUCCCACCUUUUUAUUCUGAAGAACCGAUGUCAACAUGCAGGAAGAUUGUAAACUGGAGAACUCAUUUGAAAUUCCCAGAAGAAGUAAAGCUGUCUGCAGAGGCUAAAGAUUUAAUUUGCAAGCUCCUUUGCAACGUUGAGCAUAGGCUGGGGACCAAAGGAGCUCAUGAAAUUAAAGCACACCCAUGGUUUGAAGGAUUGCAGUGGGAUAGAGUGUAUCAGAUGGAAGCUGCUUUUAUACCAGAGGUCAAAGGCGAGUUAGAUACUCAAAACUUUGAGAAGUUUGAAGAGUCGGGCAAUCCCGCACAACCUCCAUCAAAAUCAGGUCCAUGGAGAAAGAUGCUUCCUUCUAAGGAUACCAAUUUUGUUGGCUACACAUACAAGAAUUUUGAGAUUGUCAAUGAGAACCAUAUACCUGGCGUAGCUGAACUGAAGAAAAAGAGCAACAAACCAAAGAGACCAUCUAUCAAGACAUUGUUUGAGACACCAGAUCCUCCUGACCAGCAUGUUCAGGGAACCUUCUCCAAUCAUAUACCUACAACACAAAUAGGAGUUUCAGGUAGCUCUGAGCCAUCACACCAUUCUAUACCAAUGAGAUCCAAACAGCACCAACUGAUACCUCACCAAAGAUGACAGUCGUCAUGUUCAUCAAACACAGUCUGGUCUUUAGGGAAGCUUAUACAGUUGCAGGAAUUAUAGAAGGUAUUUUUCAUAUACUAGCACCCUAAACCCCAGUAGUUGAAGCUCCUUGUUCUUAGUCUCUUGUAAGUUAUAGCAGAUAUGCUUGGUGGGGCUUUGGAAUCAAUCAGUAUAAAUUGAUUUACAUCAGUGUUGUCGAAAAAUCGAAGUGGCCGCAAGUCACACUAUGUGGAUAUUUAGGCAUUUGGUUAGAAUUUAGAAGUAACUCACAUUAAUUCUCCUUAAUAGUGACAUGUAAAGUUUUGUUUAUAAUCAUAUGAAGUAACAUUUUCUUUUUUGGGGGGUAGGGGUGGGGUUGGUUGGUGUUUUGAAACAUAUUGUGAUGAGUUUAAAAAUCCUCUUUUUCAUAUGUUAUUGAUGAGAAAGUGUAUAAACUCUCAAGCUGUUUGUUUUUUUUUUCUUUCUAAUAUGUUUAUUGUUA
This is a messenger RNA of Cannabis sativa, 2354 nucleotides long. RefSeq lists its product as uncharacterized. Gene Ontology annotation, biological process: intracellular signal transduction; peptidyl-serine phosphorylation. NCBI's taxonomy places the organism in Eukaryota, Viridiplantae, Streptophyta, Magnoliopsida, Rosales, Cannabaceae. The transcript is spliced from 14 exons. Bases 164 to 1867 code for a protein of 567 amino acids. The record is from RefSeq and is a predicted model, not a curated record. Gene Ontology annotation, molecular function: protein serine/threonine kinase activity; ATP binding.